AUGUUGUUCCUUCUCCUGCUGAAUUGUGUCUGGGGUAUAUUUCUCACAGACGACCUGGAAGGUGGCAUGGAGGAGAAGAAGGAGUUGGGCAAAGCUUUUCUGGAGAUGUUGCACAUCAGUAAGCUGUCUGCAGCCCAGCAGGCCAAACCACACCCAUACAUGAGACAGGUUUACCAGCUCCUAGACACACAAGAGGCCCGAGACUUGGGCAGCUCUGAUGGAACACUGGUGCAGAGUGUCCUGGGUAGGAGCCUAACUUGAAACAGUUACCAUACAUAAGAUGUUUUCCUGACAUUGAUCGGUCCUCACAUGGAAUUUGAGAAAGAUGUUUUCUGAUUUGUAGCUAAUUAAAUUCCUGUUAGUCCUGAAAAAAUGUUAGUUUGUAGUUAACUAAUAUCAACUGCAUUACAGUAUGCCAUAGUUGUCCCAGGAAAAUUAUGUAUGUGAUGUUGUUAAUUGAUGCCCGUGUCUUGUCCCAGGAACAUCAUGUCUAUGUUUAUUGUGUGCUAUGGGCUGACUUUGGAUGCAAUCAACUCCAUUGAUCAACAUUGUCUAUCUGGAUGUUCCUUGGACCAAGCAGACCCAUCACAUGUCCCCCCAGGAUGGCUGAGCUCGUCCUGUUCCGCAAGACCCUCCACCCCGACCCCCUCAGUGUCACAGUGGCUUUACACAGCCUGACCCGGGGGGCCUGAGCGUGAGUCUCCUCCUGGAGGAGAGGCUCCUGACCCUGGAUCAGCUACCCUCGUCCGGCUAA
Coregonus sp. 'balchen' is the source of this 754-nucleotide messenger RNA. NCBI's taxonomy places the organism in Eukaryota, Metazoa, Chordata, Actinopteri, Salmoniformes, Salmonidae. The record is from the annotation of a GenBank genome assembly.